Messenger RNA from Panicum virgatum (switchgrass), 619 nucleotides. RefSeq lists its product as uncharacterized. The coding region runs from base 210 to 536 and encodes 108 amino acids. The transcript is spliced from 3 exons. NCBI's taxonomy places the organism in Eukaryota, Viridiplantae, Streptophyta, Magnoliopsida, Poales, Poaceae. The record is from RefSeq and is a predicted model, not a curated record.
GCUUGGGGACAUAACCAACGCACAGAAUCAAGAUUUUGGUUCUAAAAAAAGGACAAGAGUUCUUGAAGACGGUGAGUGCCACAACAUAUUAGUUGAUUCAAUUACAAUAUCUGGAAAACUAAUUCUUAGAUGUAUGUGUGCACGUCUGUUUCUUAGAUGAUGAUCUAAGAAACGUUAGGCGUCAAAAAGCUAGAGAUCGUUAUGCGAAUAUGCCGCCAGAUAAGAAGGCAAAACUUAAUGCAAAGAAAAGGGAAAACUAUGAUCGAAAGAAGGCAGAGAAGCAAUCUGUAGGAUUGACGGAUACACCCCAGUCGGCAUUGUUACAUGCUGAUGGAAUUCCAUGUUUGGUGGACACACCGAAGUCGGCGGUGAUCCACAUUGCUGGAACUGCAGGACUGUUAGGCACCCCACACUCAGAUCUAUUGCAUUUGGAUGGAACUGCGGUUUUGAAUGGAGCUGCUGGUGUUGGUGCAAGUGAGCAAAUACACAUGCCCAUGAGUCAAUACGAAACUGGUUUGUCCAAUGAUUACAGUUAAUUUAUAUGUAUAGAAGAAUAGAUUUCAAUGUGCUUCGGAUGGAAUUCCAUGUUUCAAUGUGAAAUUGCAACCCACUAUAUAUC